GGAGCCCCCAGCACCCCAGGCACAAGAAAGUAGUGUUAUUAGUUCGAGUAGAACAUCACAUCUCACCUGAAGAUGUCUUCUGGGUCGUCGUCUCGGAGCAACUCCCCGAGCUCGGACUCGGAGUGGAGCAAGGAGAACAAGAUGUUCGAGGAGGCGCUCGCCUACUACGGCGUGAGCUCCCCCAACCUCUGGGAGAAGGUGGCCAGCGCCAUGGGGGGUACCAAGUCUGCUGAGGAGGUGCGCCGCCACUUCCAGAUCCUUGUCGACGACAUCAACAACAUCGAGCACGGCCGCAUCCCCUUCCCCAAGUACAAGACCCAAGGAUUCUGGACCUAGU
This is a messenger RNA of Triticum aestivum (bread wheat), 337 nucleotides long. Its product is annotated as protein RADIALIS-like 3. Lineage: Eukaryota; Viridiplantae; Streptophyta; Magnoliopsida; Poales; Poaceae. The coding region runs from base 73 to 336 and encodes 87 amino acids. The record is from RefSeq and is a predicted model, not a curated record. Gene Ontology annotation, molecular function: DNA-binding transcription factor activity. The transcript has a single exon.